Molecule: messenger RNA, 2400 nt
Organism: Nerophis lumbriciformis (worm pipefish)
Lineage: Eukaryota; Metazoa; Chordata; Actinopteri; Syngnathiformes; Syngnathidae
Source: RefSeq, a predicted model, not a curated record
AUGUCCCUCAAUUCUGGUGACCAAGGGGCUUUAUCUGAGACUGCCCCUUUUGCUAAAAACGAGGACCACCAGCAGAAGAGGCCCAGUACUGUGACAGGAGAUAACACACAUGUGGACCAGGUGUUGCCGGGAGUGGAUGAAGCCUCUCCUGGUUCGACUUCAUCCUUUGAGAUGCUCGACAUGGAGCCAGUCCCACCUCCUUACCAAAAAGUGCAGCCUCACUGGUUCUUCUACAAACAGAGCGAUGACAAUGUACUCUGGCUCCCUUUUAGCAGAGAAGACUCAGAAAAAUUAGAGAAUGCCAAUAAUGCAGUAAGGGAUAACGAUGGAGAGGUGGUGGUGGCUGUGGAGGGUGAACGCUAUGAUGUAAAUGUCAAGGAGAGGAAGUGCUACGCCGUGUACUGGGAACAGGCGCCCAUUGAAGUUCGCCGCUGCACGUGGUUCCACAAAGGAGAUAAAGACAUGAGGUUCAUGCCAUACUCCGAAGACUUCAGCAACAGUCUGGAGGAUGCCUAUAUGAUUGCAGUUACUUUGGAUGAGUGGAAAAGGAAACUAGAUUUUCCCACGGGAGAGACGGUUAUUUUACACAAUCCCAAGUUGAUAAUGCACUAUCAGCCAAUAGGAUUGCAGGAAGACUGGAUCUCCUCACCAUCUGAAAAUACUCGUCCUAGAACAGUUAAACGUGGCAUCAAUAACAUCCCUAUAGACAUACCAGAUUGUGAACCAGAAAAGGUGGACCACCUUGUAUUUAUGGUCCAUGGCAUCGGUCCUGCAUGUGAUCUACGCUUCAGAUCCAUCAUUCAGUGCGUGAAUGACUUCCGCAGUGUGUCGUUGUCCUUGUUGGCUUCUCAUUAUAAGACUGCUCAGCUAGAAGGAAAGGUGGGGAAAGUGGAAUUCCUCCCUGUGAAUUGGCAUAGCGCUUUACAUGGCGAUGCCACUGGUGUGGAUGAAGAUAUUCAUAGGAUCACGCUGCCCAGCAUCAGCAGAUUGAGACAUUUCACCAACGACACCCUACUGGACUUGUUUUUCUAUAAUAGUCCUACCUAUUGCCAGACCAUAGUGGAUACAGUCGCAUCAGAGAUCAACAGAUUACACACACUCUUUAAACAGAGACACCCCAAGUUCAAUGGGGAGAUUUCUGUUGUGGGUCAUAGCCUUGGUUCGUUGAUCUUAUUUGACAUGCUAACCAACCAGAGAACUGGUCCAGAAUCUGCAAGAGAAGAGGUGCUGUCCGAUGACCCCUGUCAUCUGGAACCUGAUACACUUCUAGAGCAGACUCUCGCCAGACUGGGCCUGCAGCAAUACACAGACAUAUUAAAGGCAGAAAACCUGGACCUUGAAUCACUGGCUCUUUGUCAAGAAAAUGAUCUCAAAGAUUUAGGAAUUCCUCUUGGGCCCCGGAAGAAGAUGCUUAAAUAUGUCAGGAGAAAAUAUUUUUCAGAGGAUUACAAAGCAGGACGUUUGAGUCUGGAGCGACAAGGUUCCCUCCAUAGUCAGGACAAUGGUCCAGAGUCUGCUGUUGAAAAGGGCCAGUUCCUCAGAACACAGUCCAUAACCAGCGCUGUAGAUUAUGAAUAUUUCAACAUGGGCAUCGGACAGACCAAUGGAGGCAUAGCCAAGGGACAGGUAUCCGUCGAUUACCCACAGCUCGCGUUUCAGCCACAGACUUUUUUUGCUUUUGGAUCGCCUAUUGGAAUGUUCUUAACUGUCCGUGGACUUAAACGCAUCGAUCUCAACUACAGCUUCCCGACCUGCAAGAGUUUUUAUAACAUCUAUCACCCGUUUGAUCCUGUAGCUUACCGGAUUGAACCCAUGAUUAUUCCAGAUGUUGACCUGGAACCUAUGCUAAUUCCGCACCAUAAAGGCCGUAAAAGGAUGCACUUGGAACUGAAGGACAGCUUUACCCGCAUGAGCAUAGAUUUUAAGAAUAAUGUUCUUGGAUCAUUACGGACAGCUUGGCAGUCAUUUUCCAAACUACCUGUUGCUGCGCUGCCCCCAGUUGCUGAAGGAGAAAGUACAACAGAGGAAAGUCUUCAGGAGACACAAGUUUGUGCCUCUGCUCAGAGGGAGGAAAAAAGUGGUGACUUUUGGACUAAAAUAUUGGAGUGGCCCAGGGCCCUUCAUAGGCAUCACUUCCAAGGCGAAAGUGAAGAGGUGGACUCGUCACGAUCAACAGAGGAACCGCAGCAGGCGGAGAAAGCGGAAAUAAAAAUGGGAAUGUUGAAUGGAGGGCGACGCAUCGACUACGUGCUUCAGGAAAAACCCAUCGAGAGCUUCAAUGAAUAUUUGUUUGCCAUUCAAUCUCAUCUUUGCUAUUGGGAAUCUGAGGACGCUGCUCUGCUGCUGCUGAAGGAAAUCUACGACAAACUGGAUGUGACAUUGGAACAGCAUCAACAGUAA